AUGGCCAUCUUGAACUCAAAUCCAGAAAUUCUAUUACGUAAGCGUAAAAACGCUGACCGUAAGAGAUUGGAGAAACAGGAGCAGAUCAAAGAGAAAAUUGCUGCCUCAAAAAAGGCCAAGUUGCAACAGAAGAAUAAAUUCAUCAGAGCAGAAACUUUACUAAGUAAUCACAAAUCCAACGAAAUUGAACGUAAGAGGAUCAAGAAGGUUUCGAAAAAGAUUAACAAUGGUAGUGAUGUACCAACUUCAAUAAGUAAUAACAACAGUGGUGACAGUACAGACAAAGUCCAGGAUGUUGGGGAGUACAAGUUACUAUUUGUUAUUAGAAUACCCAACCAUACAAAAGGAUUGAAAAUUCCUAAAAAGGCCUACCAAAUAUUGCAAGUUUUGAAAUUAACCGAAUCAAACACGGGUGUGUUUGUGAAAGCUAAUGAAUCAACGAUUAAAUUAUUGGGAUUGAUUGCUCCGUAUGUCAUUAUUGGUCAACCUUCAAUUUCAUCAAUACGUAAAUUGUUUCAAAAGAGAGCCCGUAUAAUGAUUGAAGAAGAAGCAAAAGAAGAAGGCAAUGCAGAAACUGGACAAGUGCAAACCAAAAUUGUAAAAUUGGACAAUAAUCAAGUUGUUGAAGACCAAUUUGAAGAUUUGGGACUUAUUUGUAUCGAAGACUUGAUUCAUGAGUUGAUCAAUUUAACUGAUAAUUUCAUCGCCAUCACUUCGUGGUUGUUGCCUUUUAAAUUGAAUGCUCCAGUCAAUGGGUGGGGUCCACAAGCUAAAUUGGCAAGGUUGCAAUAUGCAAAUGAUCACAAAGUUGAAGUAUCGUUGGCUCAGGAUUACAAGUUGAAGGAGGUGGAAGACUUUGAUUCCAUCAUUGAUCAACAAAAUUAA
Molecule: messenger RNA, 885 nt
Organism: Lodderomyces theae
Lineage: Eukaryota; Fungi; Ascomycota; Pichiomycetes; Serinales; Debaryomycetaceae
Gene: RPL7
Product: Rpl7p
Exons: 1
Coding region: 1-885 (294 amino acids)
Biological process (GO): maturation of LSU-rRNA from tricistronic rRNA transcript (SSU-rRNA, 5.8S rRNA, LSU-rRNA)
Cellular component (GO): cytosolic large ribosomal subunit
Molecular function (GO): RNA binding; structural constituent of ribosome
Source: RefSeq, a predicted model, not a curated record